Molecule: messenger RNA, 1902 nt
Organism: Plasmodium gaboni
Lineage: Eukaryota; Apicomplexa; Aconoidasida; Haemosporida; Plasmodiidae
Exons: 1
Coding region: 1-1902 (633 amino acids)
Source: RefSeq, a predicted model, not a curated record
AUGAAGAAUUUUUGUUUGACUGCAGAAAAAGUAAAGAAUGUAAUAAACUACGUAAUUUUAUUAUGUAUAUAUAUAAUAAUAUGGAUUUUACUAACUUUAUAUUGUUUGUUUAAUAAGUUAAAGAGUUAUAUUAUAAAAUUACAACUAAUAUGUAAAUAUAGUAUUAUACAAAUUAUCAAAUGUAGUAAUGUGAACGAUAUAAAUUUGAAUAAAUUAAAAAAUAAAAGUAAUAUAAACUUUCAACUUUUAAAGAAUAAAAUAUGUAAUAUAUUUUAUAAUUGUCUUUUUAGAAAAAAUGAAAAACAUGAUAAUAUUUUUGAAAUACAUAAAAAUAUUAGCAAAGUACCUAAACACAUAUAUAUAAUAUUUAAAAUAAAUGAUUUAAUAAUAUUGAAUAGGAAAAAACUUAUAAAUUAUUUUGUCAAUAUAUUAAUAUAUUUGUAUGAAUUUAAAGUUGAGAAUGUAACCAUAUAUGUAUCUGAUCGUUUUUUUAAUUAUCUAUUUUAUUAUGAUUUGUUUAGAUAUCUAUAUGAAAGAAAUUUCUAUAUGAAAAGUGUUAUAAAAGAGAAUACCAUAAAUAAUAAUAAAAAUAAUAAUAAUAAUAAAAAUAAUAGUAACUUUCUUAGUUGCAGUGAUAAAUGUAAUAAGAAUAAUCAUUUUUAUUGUAAUUAUAAUAACCAUAUUUUUGAUACAAAUAAAUCUUUUCAUUGUUAUGAUCAUACAGAUGAAUUUAUUAUAACAAAAUUUUAUGUCCCAGAUAAUAGUCCUUCUCAAGAUAUAUAUAGUUCAGAAUUAUGUUACACAAAAAGGAAAAGCAAAGAUAAAAUAAAUACUACUACUACUACUAAUAAUAAUAAUAAUAAGAAUAAUAAUAAAAAAUGUUAUUAUGAAGAUAAUCACAAAGGUAAUGAUAAUACCACCUAUUAUACUUAUAAUAAAUUUUCUCUUCAUCUCAAAUUUUUAAAUAAAGAUGAAUCGCACAAACGUUUGAUCCGAAUUGUAAAUGAAAAAGGAAAUAUGCUAUCAGAAGGUGUAUUAAUAAAUGAUAUGUUAAAUUUUUCAUAUAAAAACAUAGAAUCAGUAAUAGAAAAAAUAUAUGAAUUAGAUAGAACGUAUAAUAAUAAAUACACAGAUAAUAUUAAAAAUAUAAAAAAUGUGCAUAACAUAUUUUUUUAUGUAUGUUAUUUUUUAUAUGAAUUAAAAAACAUAUUAUUAUUAAAAAUUAAUUGUUUAUAUUUUAGGUUAUCAAAAAAUAUAUUAUUAAAAAGAUUGUCAAAGGAUAAGUUAAGGAUUUAUUCAUAUAAUAAUAUAACAAGAAAUAUAUAUUAUAUCUGGAAUAUAUUAAAAUCACCUUUUUCUUUUCAUUCAAAAUAUAUAGAAAAAGAAAUGGACAAUAAAGAAAAAUUAAAAACUAAUGAUAAGAAAAAUAUAACCAUAAAUAUUAUACAUAAAUUAUUUAAUAAUGUUAUUACACAAGACGAAAAAUGUAUACAAAAUAUCAAAGAGUUAAUAAAUAAAAAUAUACCUAUGUAUGUAAAACCAAUAUACCAAGAUAUAUUUAAUCAUAAUAUUCAUAAUCUAUUUCAUUCUACUAAUGUUGAUAUAGUCAUAUCAUUAAGACUUAGUUUAUAUGAUUAUCUUAUUGAAAUAUUUCAUUUCUUUUAUCAAAAAAAUUAUCAUAAAAAAAAAAAAAUUAAUAAAUUAAAACCUUUCAAUUUUUUUUGGGAAUAUAUUAGUUCCUUUCUAUUCUUAUAUAAAGUCGUGCAUCCUUUUGAACAAAAUGGAAUACAACCAUGGGUUCUAUCCAACUCGGAAUUAUAUGAGUUUUAUGGUUAUCAUAUUAAUUCCUUAAAAAAAUCUAUAUUAUAUUAUAAUAGGUCUACACAAAGAUGUGGUCACUAA